UAGAUGCAAUGUAUAGUGGGUGUGUGGGGAUGCUGUAGGUUGGAUAUUUUGGCUGCAAUGUAUACGGAGUGGGUGUAGAUGGCGUAGGGCUGUGCAAGAAAGUUUGGAGUCGGGAUAUCAGGCACUCCCGGUUGAGUUUAGUGGAAGAUGGCGGCUGAGGAUCGGGAGCGGGAUCAGGCCCGCAGUGAUAACGCGAAACAGAAGCGAAAGGAGCAGCUGAAGCGCUGGCUGGGCUCGGAGACCGACCGGGAGCCCGAGCGGCCCCGCACCAAGCAUGUCCGAGUCAAGUUCAACGAGGGAGCAGUCUUCCUGGCAGCCUGUUCGAGCGGGGACCAGGACGAGGUGGAGAAGUUGCUGCAGAACGGAGCUGACAUCAAUUACACGAAUGUGGACGGACUGACCGCCCUUCACCAGGCCUGCAUUGACGAAAACCUGAGCAUGGUUACCUUUCUGCUGGAGCAUGGUGUCAAUGUCAAUCAGCCUGACAAUGAGGGCUGGACAGCACUCCACGCGACGGCCUCCUGUGGCUUCAUGGAGAUCACACAGUACCUAAUCAAACAGCGAGCAAGCGUUGCAGCUGUGAACAGUGAGGGCGAGUUGCCAAGUGACAUUGCCCAGGGUGAAGCUAUGGAGAAGAUGCUGAAGGAGGUAAUUAAAAAGCAAGGGGUCGAUGUGGAGGUGGCCAGGAAGGAGGAGGAGCAGCGGAUGGUCCAGGAUGCCAGGCAGUGGCUUAAUCGAGGAAAAUCGGAAGAUAUUCGGCACCCAAAAACUGGAGCAAGUGCCCUUCAUGUUGCUGCAGCCAAAGGUUACUUGGAGGUCAUGAAGUUAUUAAUCCAGGCUGGCUUUGAUGUGAACAGUCGAGACAAUGAUGGUUGGACUCCAUUUCAUGCAGCUUCUCACUGGGGCAAAGAAGAAGUCUGCAGAUUGUUGGUGGAGAACUUGUGUAACAUGCAGGCUGUCAAUAAAGUGGGUCAAACCGCAUUCGAUGUUGCAGAUGAAAGGCUCUUGGAUUUGCUGGAGGAGCUACAGACGAAACAGACUGUUUUGAGGAUUGAGAAAGAGAAGCAAGCCAAGAUGGAGGCCUCCCUUAUUGAACUGUCGAAUGCCUCUCAGCAAUUACCACCCAGGAGCAGGAGGACUUCUAUUUCCCGUAUGAGCAGCAAAGAUAAGAUUUCAAUACAUGACAAGGAGCGCAAGACACUGGAGUCUGUAAUGCUGGAGCACGUUAACGAUGAUGAGGAGGAGAGGAAGAAGUUGAAUGGCUCAAGUUCUGAGGAAGAGAUACCUCAUGAAGCUGAAUCCGAGGCUGAGAAGGCCAAAGUCCGUCUAAACGUGAACAACCUCACCAAGCGGAGCAUGACAACUGACUCCAUCCUCUCAUCCACUACUGCAAGUAACAAGAGGUUUUCAGGCUCCCCCGCCAAAACAGCAGCUCUCGAAGAGGAGAAGAGGGAGCCGCAGUCCCCAGCAGCGUGGCGCACUGCCCUACGCAAAACAGGAAGCUACGGAGCCCUCAACAACUUGCAGCCACCACCAGAGGAGCAGAGAGGGAAAGAGACAGGAAUUGUCCGUUCAGCAUCUAGUCCCAAGCUGACUCUGGCUGAAUCCAAGGAGAAGGAGAAAGAACCUCGAUUAGCCCGUGUUCCACCCACUCCAACAAGAAAGCUCUUCACUAUUGGAGAUACCAAUGAGGACAAAUCCAGUGAUUCUACAGCCCCGUUGGCUCGCAGUGCCUCCUACUCGAGGCAGCGGGAGGAUGACUCUGGCAAUCCAUUGGGCAGCCUGGCGCGGAGUUCAUCCUACACACGACGACAGACAGAGUUGGACAGCAACAAAAGAGAUAAGGACCUCAGCAACACCGUGCCGACUUCCUCUGGCGUCUCCAUCGCGGCAGUCUCUGGUUAUCCAAAGAGUCACUUACACCUGAAAAUGAUAGGCCGCAGUUAUAGUGCACAAGACUUCAGACUUCGUUCCAGACCAAUGCCACCCUCCAGCCAUAAGGUUAUUAACUCUGACACUGCUUCUGCCAGCAUCGCCAAUUUUAUAAGUGCAUCUUUUGCAAGAAGACAGGAGGGUCUUGCCAGUAGCUCUGUCCCAGGACCUGUUACAACGAUGCCUAGCACAGGCUCCUCCUCCAAUCCUCCCAGUAGUCGGGGCCUGACAGCAGGGGACAGUUACACAAGUCGUUCCCAGGCUCGAAACCAAGCAGGAAAUGGAGCAGAGAAAGAGAGUACGCCAGGCACUGGUUAUGGCACUGGGAAUCGUGAAAGACGCAGAUCCUACCUCACUCCAGUUCGUGAUGAGGAAGCUGAAGCACAACGGAAGGCGCGUUCACGACACGCCCGCCAGUCUCGCAGGUCCACACAGGGUGUAACACUUACGGACCUCCAAGAGGCUGAGAAAACAAUUGGAGUGCAGCGCGAGAAGAAAGCUGCAGAACAGGAGAAAGAGAAAGAGAAAGAAAAAGAGAAAGAAAAAGAAAAGGAAGAGAAAGAAGAAACUAAAGACAUUGCCUCAAAAUAUAGAUAUAGCAGGAGCAGUCAGGAUGAGGAGAAGAACUGGCGUUCACGAUUAGCCAACCUACAGAAAGCAGAUCUGUUGGGUCUAACCUCGUAUUCCUCAGAUUCCAAUCGUUCUACUGUCCCCAGCUACACCUGCCACAAUGCCGUGCAGCCACUCGACAACAAAGAAUUGGAGAAAGCUAAAGAAGAGGAGAAGGAAUCAGAUGAUUCUUCUUUCAGAAGGUCUGGUACAAGAGACCGAAGACGGCCGAGGGGGAAGCGAAGAUCAACAGGAGUGCAUUCCCUAUCACAAGAUGAUGAGAAUGACCAAGAUGAGUCAGAUGGUGAGGAUGUGCUGGGAUCACAGAAGAGACAGACCGAUAAUCUGUCAAGUUACAGGGAAGAUAUCUCAGCAAGAAGUCCUGGGAACCAAUCAAACAGAGGAACGAGCUAUUCGGACACAAGCCUGCAUUCUGUACGGGCUAGUCGGCUCGAUAGUGACAGUGACAGACAAGGCUACAAAAAGUUGUAUGAAGAACUUCAGAGAGAGAAUGUCCAGCUGCAGGACCAACUGCAAGAGAUGCAGAUGAAGAUUUCACAGACUAAAUUGGAGCUGGAGAAGGCAACACAGAUGCAAGAAAGAUUUGCAGACAGGACUGCCCAUCUGGAGAUGGAGAAAAAGGAGCGAAAAGCUUUAGAAAGAAGAAUCUCCGAACUUGAGGAAGAACUGAAGGUUUUAACAGAUUUGAGAGCUGACAACCAGAGACUGAAAGAUGAAAAUGGUGCACUGAUUCGUGUCAUCAGCAAACUCUCCAAGUAACUGGUCUUCACUUCAACACUUGCACAAAGCUUUCUGGAGUGAUGGAAUGUACUGCCACUGGUCUCCAUGCCCAGACGCUUGCCUCACCCUCUCUAUAGAGGGAUUGCUAUUCAAGCCACAACUAUUGCUAUUACAGCAGCACUUGGACUGCCAUCCCUGGGUAAUUUGGAAGGGCAUGUUUAUUGAAAUCUGUAUAAAUGAUGCUCGUAACCGAUACCUAUAUAGCCACACCACAGAGGAACAGCAAUUCUGUGAGGAAUAGUUAUAAAUGGGAGCCCACAGUCUUUGAUGAUGACAACUGUCCCAAUUACCACACGGGACCACUCUUCAUUCAUGUGACUUUGAUGACAAAACAGCACUUUGCUUCGUUAUUAAUACAUGACAAGUUGAAGAAAUUAACACAUCAUUGGUCAGAUUGGAGAGAUGGAGUGGAAAGUUGUGCUUGACAGAUUCUUCAUUUUGGGUUGUUUAACAAGGGAAUGGACCAGAAAAAGACACAUGCAUUUGUUUUAAUUAGUCCAUUAUUAUUUUGAUCUUGAAGCUAUACAAAGUCUCACCAGUUCCUCCAUUGUGCAUGGAACUUACUGUCGAGUUACUGACCUCUGCAGACUGUUUUACAAGAUUGUGACUUAGGAAGUAAUUAAGGCUUCACCCUCUCACCCAAUACUCUGUGCCCCCAAGCAUGAGUCGUACUUACUUUCAUGACCAAACUUGCGAAUAUUUUAACAGGUUCCAAGAUACUGCUGCUUUUAGAAGGGAAGAUACAAAAGGAAAGUACCAAUAAGAAAUGAUUUCCAGCAGGAAUGGAUGGAACCCAGGUAGUGGAUAUAUAUAUAUGCAAGGUGCACUUUAAGAAAUGGCUCUAACAUCCAAGUCAUUGUUAUUUGGGUAUAACUUUGCAGAGGAUUGUACAAGCAACAAUGGAGAGAUCCUGAAUGGUUGGUACAGUCACUGGGGGCAGACAGAGCUACUUUUAAUUCCUGAUCUGGCCAAACUUAGUGGAGGAAAUAAAAUAGGUCAAAAACUACAUGUAAUAUUAGUGUAAAUUUAUCAUAGAAUUGGCACGUCAUUUUUUUUCAGUUGAAAUUUCUCUAAUAUUCUCUGCCUUCCCUUAAGUUGCUGACAUUUCAUACCCCUCAACUCCAACUAUUUUGACGCACGUCCCUAAAUGUAUUUCUUUUUUUCCCUCUCAUUAGCUCCCCUAUUGCCAAAUAAAAACCAAAGUAUGUGUGUUUACGUUGAGGCAAUAUAGUUUACAGAUCUCCAUAUUACACAGCUUACCGUACUGGCUCUGAUAUAAAAGCCCCAAACAAAGCUAACUGUGCAACACGGUUUUUUGAUUUUUUAUGACUCAGAGAAAGAAAGAUUUAUAUUUUUGUGGCACUUUGGAAAUAUCCCUGAUCACAAUGGUUAUUGUUAAAGGCAUAGUAAACUUAGUGAAUUAACAAUAUGCUUUGAGUAAUGGCUGAAGAGAGAAUAUAGACUGGGGCACCUGGGAAACACAGUUCCUCUCUUUGAAAAACAACAUGGAAACUUAAGUUUCCACAAAAUCCACUGGAAUCAGCAAGUGGGUAUGGAACCACUUCCUCUUUUACCAGGAGUUUCAUCCAACGGUCUCUGAAUGCUGCAGAGUUUCAGUCUAUAGUGUAGAUCCAGCUCGUUAAAUGGAACUUGAACCAAAAUAAGUGUAGGAAGAAACUGCAGAUGCUGGUUUAUACCAAAGAUCAGCACAAAAUGUUGGAGUAACUCAGCAGGUCAGGCAGCAUCUCUUGUAUGAAGAAGAGGAAUAGAUGACGUGAAGAAGGGUCUUGACCUGAAACAGAAACUGCCUGACUUUCCGAGUUACUCCAGCAUUUUGUGUCUAUUUUGAACAAAAAACUGUAGCAAGAGUGGUGCUCUAAUUUGAGAAAAACCAACAAGAAAUAUUAAUUUUGCUGUUCAUUCUUUCCUUUUUGCAUGGAAGACUUUAAUGGCCAAUUUUCCAAAACAUUGUGAAGUGGGUGGUGGUGGUUCCUUCAAUACUACCAUAGACUACAUCUUGCGUGUACUUAAGCAAUCAAUACAGUGACUUGACCAAAACGAUUGCAAAUGCCCGGGCCAGCUCUACCCAGAUCGAAAGUUACAUUAUUUACAAAAACAUUAUCAAACUGCAGGAUCGGAUGCAUUAAUCACUAAAAAUUAAAUGUUUGAAUGGCCAUGAUGGCAGUGAACGCUAUUGCAGGGCCUUUUGAUAAAGGUGGUCAUGCCUCAUUGUUUCAGCAAGUUUUUAUUUUGCAGUCAUUGUCGUGACUUUCCCACAUCGCUUGUAAUAAUUAUCUGAGUAAAUGCCAUAUAUUCCACUGAAAACGCUCUUACUGCAAGCAAAUUGUUAACCAUUGAACCAAAGUAUGAAAUUCAAUAACACAAGAAUCCCCUUGCACUGCUGUAGAUUUAUCUCCUUUGGUAAGUUCCCAUAGGAAGUUAAAGUGACCUUUAUGCCUCUGAGGGUCAGAUUUGAGAUGUGGUAUAUCACGAGGACUGGAUAAUGCACUACCCAAGUGUCCCACUGGUCUACACUGCCCUAAGAUUUUGGAACGCUGUUGAGGUUUUCUAUAACAUGCUCUAAUCCCCGACUUGUGCUUUGGCUGCUGUCUUUUCACUGCAGGUCGGAAAAUUCACCUUCCUUUCCCACGGUUCAAAAGUAUGCAAGGAGAUCGAGGUUUAUUUGGCUGAAAGGUCCCGUCAUUCUGAUAGUGUUCACGUUCAGGGAAUAUUGUUAAUUAGCUCACCGUUUGCUAAAUGCAGCAUGUGAUUUUCUACCAAUUAUUUUUUUACAUAGAUUGAGAUCGACAGGAGAUGAAACAGCCAGAUGCUGUUAGCAGUUCUAUUACAGAGAUAGGUGAAUUAGUAAGAGGUUUGAUAAUCAUUGUGUAACUCAUUUAAAGGGUAUAAAGAGGAAAUAAAUCACAAUCAUGAGGCAAGGAAGUUUGCCAAGAGUGGCUAACUUCCAGUUGGCUUAAAGUAAGCGGGUUAUAUUAUCUAUGAUUUUGCUAUUUUUGUACUGAUGGAAGGCAAAUCGUUUUUAUGUACUAGUUCAAUAUAGACUGAAACUACAUACAGUGGCACUGUUAUGGAGUAAGUAAUGUCAGUAGGUGGAGAAGAGAAUUGCCAAAAGAAUGGAUGAAAAUGUUUCCCUUGUCUUACCUGGGUGGACCAUUUGUGCAGAGAUCUAUUCUUAUACACUAAUAGCCAUUUGUCUCUUGAAAUCCAAAAUUCUGAAUAGAUCAGCACAUUUGGAAAAGCUGAGGAGGAAUGGGUUCAGGGCUUCCUUUAUUCUAUGUGUAUCGGGUUGGUGAACACUACACAUACCGCAUCACUUGUGCAAUAAAGCUGAGUUUAUCUUAUAUGCAAUAAUGUAUGUUACUUUUCUAUAGGCUUGCCUGCAAAUUGCACAAAUUCGUAUUGUAUAAAAGCCACAGAUGUGUUUGAAACCAGUUCUAUAUAUUUCACCUGCCUUUCAAAUGUAAACUAUAUAUUCUUGUACAUUUUUAUGUUAAUAUUUAAAAGAAAAUUGUGUCAGACUAAUUCACAUCAACCAAUGGUUGGAAGUCAAUUUGCUGUUGAUAAAAAUGAAGAGACAGGCUUCGUUUGUGAAGUAUCGUAGUGACUUUCCAUUGCAAGCUACAUGGCUCUCAGGCUGUCCCUUCACCAUCAAACUUCACCCUUCACAUUUAUACUUGAGCUUUACUCAGGUUACUGAAUUCCCACCAAGAGUCCUCAUUCUCACGCAGAAUUCACUCUCAGGCAUUAUUCUCCCACUUAGUUCAAGGUUUGAAAAAUAAAACAAUUCCCCCUCUGCCUCCCCCUCCCUCACCACUUGCUGAGAUAAAGCUUCUUCACAAUCUGGCUCAACCUGUUGGUUUGGUUGAAAACUUCCAUUGGGCCCUAGGUUGGUAAAUGAGGGAUGCAAUAUCUCAAUUGGGCACUCAAAUACUCUGAGUACUUCUAUGUUCAGCGGAAGUACCAUGACCAUAAAAGCAAAUGUUACAAAAUAUUGCACUUAUACUUGAUACACCAGAGCCAUGAGCCAGACUACCCUUCUGCCUUUUACACUAAAACUAAAUCAAACCCAGGCAGAGGAUAUGGAGGUUCUCUCUUUAAUAAGAUUUGAGAGUCUCACCACUAUCUAUUAAGUUUUGGCACCUUAUUUUGAAACCUGUUGGACAAGUGAAAAUGUAUCUAUUGGAAUUUCGUUUUCAGUAAAUAUAUAAAAUUUGGAAUUUGUUUCUGGUGCUAUUUGGGCAUUGCCACUUCAAGAUGGCUCAGGUGGAAAAUGGAACUCCCCAAGCCAUUUAUGCGAGAGCCGAACAGGGCACUUUUAAAAAGCUAUUAAGAUUUUGUUGAGUUAACCUAUGCUGCAUUUGAUCUGGGAAUACAUGAUACUGAUAGUAGGUGUAAAAGUGAAAAUAUAUGCCAACCCCUGCACUGACAUCCCUCACGUUGAUGAGCACAAUAAUGCACCAAAAAUAAAAAGAUAUAUUUUACAAAAAAAAA
Amblyraja radiata (thorny skate) is the source of this 7854-nucleotide messenger RNA. RefSeq names its product protein phosphatase 1 regulatory subunit 12A-like. Gene Ontology annotation, biological process: signal transduction. NCBI's taxonomy places the organism in Eukaryota, Metazoa, Chordata, Chondrichthyes, Rajiformes, Rajidae. Gene Ontology annotation, cellular component: cytoplasm. The transcript has 26 exons. The record is from RefSeq and is a predicted model, not a curated record. Bases 148 to 3321 code for a protein of 1057 amino acids. Gene Ontology annotation, molecular function: enzyme inhibitor activity; protein kinase binding; phosphatase regulator activity.